GGGAAGUUUUGGGGGAAGGGGGGAGGGGGAGAAAAUCACGAGUUUUGGGCGGGGUCGCGGGGCCGCCCAAUCAGAGGCCGAGCUCCCAGAGGGGGGGCGUGGCCUGAGGUGCCACGCCCGGCCCCGCCCCCUCCCCCUCCCCCAGCGCCGCCAUGGCCCCCCCAGGGACCCUCGGCCUCCUCCUCCUCCUGCUGCUGCUGGGAGCGGCCGCCGCCCAGCCAGAAUGUUCCGGCUGCCUCCCGGGGCCGGGGCCAAUCGCGGCGCUCGUGGCCGCUGACGUCAUCCUGACGCUGCUGAUCGCGGGCGGAGCCUAUUGGCUGGCGGGGCGGGGCCGCCCAGGUGGGCGUGGUCAGAGGGGAGGGGUAAAUUUUGGGCGUGGUCAGAGGGGGAUGGGCUUUUUAGUGGGCGUGGCUAAAGAGGGAGGGGUUGUUUGUGGGCGUGGCUUAACAUGGGGGUGCGUUUGUGGGCGUGGUCAAAGGGGAGAGGCCGUUUGUGGGCGUGGUCAGUUGGAAAGGGACUGUUUUUGGGCGUGGCCUAAAGGACUGGUGAUUGGGCGUGGCUAAAGAGGGAGGGGCUAUUUGUGGGCGUGGUCAAGUGGGAGGGGAGUGAUCGCGGGCGUGGCAAAAAGGGAGGGGCAGGUUGUGGGCGUGGCCAAAAGGGGAAGGGCAUUUUCUGGGCGUGGCCCGAGGGGCGGGGCUGAUCACGGGCGUGGUCUAGCGGGAGAAGACAUUUGUGGGCGUGGUCCAGCGGGAAGGGACUGGUUGUGGGCGUGGCCAAAUAGGGUGGGGCCAUGUCUGGGUGUGGCCAAGUGGGAGGAGCUGUUCGUGGGCGUGGCCUAGGGGGUGUGCCGUUUGUGGGCGCGGUCAAACGGAAACGGACGCGAUCUGGGCGUGGCUAAAGGGGAGGGGUCACCUAUGGGCGUGGCCAAACAGCCAGGGCUCUUUGUGGGCGUGGCCAAACGGGACGAGUAGUUUGUGGGCGUGGCCGAGGGAGAGGCCUGGGAGCUCCUGGAGGGCACGGGGGUGACUGGGGGGGCA
This is a messenger RNA of Vidua chalybeata, 1037 nucleotides long. It is a transcript of the gene TYROBP, whose product is annotated as transmembrane immune signaling adaptor TYROBP. Gene Ontology annotation, biological process: positive regulation of macrophage fusion; microglial cell activation involved in immune response; positive regulation of microglial cell mediated cytotoxicity. The transcript is spliced from 3 exons. The coding region runs from base 153 to 563 and encodes 136 amino acids. Gene Ontology annotation, molecular function: signaling receptor binding; phosphatidylinositol 3-kinase binding. Gene Ontology annotation, cellular component: membrane; cell surface. The record is from RefSeq and is a predicted model, not a curated record. Lineage: Eukaryota; Metazoa; Chordata; Aves; Passeriformes; Viduidae.